Molecule: messenger RNA, 1472 nt
Organism: Saccostrea echinata
Lineage: Eukaryota; Metazoa; Mollusca; Bivalvia; Ostreida; Ostreidae
Product: carnosine N-methyltransferase-like
Exons: 8
Coding region: 5-1120 (371 amino acids)
Molecular function (GO): S-adenosylmethionine-dependent methyltransferase activity
Source: RefSeq, a predicted model, not a curated record
CAGCAUGGCGGACGAUGUGGACGAAAUCGAGAAGAAAGAUGAAGAACAAGCAGAGAAGGAACAUUUUAUCAGAAUUCUUAACGCUUUCAAGUUUUACAGAAGUCACUCCAUGCGGCGAGUUUACACGGCAGAAAAGUCUUUCAACGGUCUUCCCCAGCAUCACCAGGAAUAUAUCCCACAGUUCUUGGACAAUCUUAAAACUAUACAAACGUGCAUCACCCAUAAUUAUGAAAUAAUUCGCCUUAUUAUUAAAGAUGCCGAAUGUAUGUUCGAGAACAAAACACAUGAAGCUGAUGACAAGCCAGAAGAAAAUCUGAAGCAAAUGCCCCCCACUAACUUUGACAUGGACAAGGUCAAGACAACCCUAAAGCAGAUUGUAAGAGACUGGAGCACAACAGGGGAAGAAGAGAGAAAGGCUUGUUAUGACCCUGUUAUAGCAGAGGUCAAGGACAUAUUCAGCGAUAGAGAUCCUUCUUCAGUGGGAAUUCUGGUGCCGGGAGCAGGGCUUGGGAGGUUGGCCUUCGAGUUUGCCAAGAGUGGAUAUCGUUGUCAGGGAAACGAAUGGAGUCUUUUCAUGUUGCUUGCCUCAAAUUUUGUUUUAAACAAAUGCUCUGAAGUAGAUUGUUUUACCUUGUAUCCUUGGAUACACCAAUGGACAAACAACAAAAUGUCAGCUGAUCAGAUCCAGCCAAUCAAAUUUCCAGAUGUUAACCCUAGUGACCUUCCACCUACCUCAGAUUUUUCCAUGGCAGCUGGAGACUUUCUAGAGGUGUAUCAAACUCCCGAUGCAUAUGACUGUGUGGCCACAGUGUUUUUUCUGGACACAGCACAUAAUGUAAUAGCUUACAUAGAGACGAUUUAUGAUAUACUCAAACCUGGAGGUUACUGGGUCAAUCUAGGUCCCCUGCUUUAUCACUAUGCUGAUAUUGAAAAUGAGACUUCCAUAGAGCUGAGUUACGAGGAAGUCAAGAAAGUUAUCAAAAAAGUCGGAUUUGUUAUUCAGAAAGAAGAAACAGAUAUUUCCACAACCUACACACAGAACCCAGCCUCCAUGCUUCAAUAUAGAUAUAGCAGUGUUAUGUUUGUCUGUCAAAAACCAAAGGAAGCAAAAACUGCCUGACAUUCCAUCACCUUCAGUUUUAUCCAUGGUUACAAACUUCCCCAUGGCAACAGCAAGCUAUCUUUAUGGUUACAGACCAAUUGCAUUAUGAGAUUUGGUUGGACUUUGGAGUAUCCAUGAAUUGCAAGUCACAAGUAUAAACUAGUGUGAAGGGAAAGAACUCUGUGAUGUCAACAUUGUUGUUUUUGAGUAUACAGGUUUUUGUUUUGUAGAUUUAGCUAGGAUAUAAUAUUAGUAUUUCCCAUGUGAUGAAAAGCCAGAUUUUCCCCCUGGCAAGAACAGGAAAGAAAAUUUGGAAAAAAGCAUCCUUCAGAACCAAUAUUUUAAAUAAAUCCCUUACAUGACUUUCGAA